This is a messenger RNA of Fusarium oxysporum Fo47, 1333 nucleotides long. RefSeq lists its product as uncharacterized. The coding region runs from base 211 to 993 and encodes 260 amino acids. The record is from RefSeq and is a predicted model, not a curated record. NCBI's taxonomy places the organism in Eukaryota, Fungi, Ascomycota, Sordariomycetes, Hypocreales, Nectriaceae. The transcript has a single exon.
AGACAAUGAACUCUUGUAUGCGACAACGCAUCUUAAAGACAUUGAAUGAAGAAGGGUAGAAUUCACCAGCGCAUCUAUAUCCUACAGGCAAACUUGUCUUGAAGAUGUAUAAAUAUCUGCCCAGACGUGAGCAUCUUGAUUCUAGCUUUCUCAUCACUUCAGUCUCAGUCUCAGUCUCAGUCUCAGUCAGAGCAACAGCCAUCACCCACAAUGACAUCCAGACGCUCCCAGUUCGUCAAAGAGGUGCGCCCUGGAGCUUACUUCCAAGAGCCAGCAUACGUUUACACUGUCCACCCUGCUCAGACUCAAGAUCCGUUCCGAAACGUGCCUGCUCGCACGACUGAAGACUACAGCCACAUGUAUCCUCCCUCUUCAACUGCAACAAACGUCUUCAUUCCUGGCUGCUGCCGUCAUCGUCGCCGUGCAUCCCGGUACUCAAAGACCUGCGAAAGCGAUGGUUCAACCAAAAGCUAUGCUUCUUACCAAGACGUUCAGCCUGCUCAGCCUAUGGAUCGUCUCCCACCACGCGUCGCUCUGAAGCAACUCUCGGAUUUUCUUCACGAAGCUAGUAUCUUCUACAACAUGCAACUCAUGGACUUCACACGCGAGCAUCAACGCCAAGGCCACGACACCUCCAACGAAGCUCUUCGACAGUGGCUCUGGAACGACUGGACCCGAUCUCGCGAUAACCCUACCCGUGAGAACUUUACAUCUACAAAGGCGAGCAUUACACUCUUGCUUCGCCAGGUUGAAACCGCCAUUGCGACACCUUGGCUAGAGAACGCAGACCUAAACGCCAGGUUCGAGUUCAGCUACAGAGCUCUUAAGAGUUCUUGUGAUGAGAUUGUCAGGUUGUCAGGCAAGGUCAUGAGCGAUUGGCAAACUUGUCGAUUUCUGGCUGUCGAGCUCAAGAAUGCCCGUGUUUAUGCCAACCCGGAGGGACCUGUUCUGAGACAAUUGUUUGUGGGGUGGGAGAAGGGCGAGCCUUGGUGAUCCUAACGAGAAGAGAGGUCGUCUAAGUUGCUGGAGUUGCUUCUUUUGUCUCUUUUGUUGGAUGUUUUUAUGUGUUUGGUUGGAGUUUACCAGGAUGAGAUGUUACCUCUUGUAUCCGUACAGACAUUGCUAGGGCGACCAAUCGGGAAGACGGUGGAGUUUGAGCUUCAUAGCUCCCUUUCCCCUGGUCAAUCAGCCACGUGGGCCAUGCCGAUCACUCAUUCGAGAGUGGCUGUGGCGGUGCAAUACUGCCUGAUGUGGCUUUAACACCAACGUUGAUACGCACGAGUUAUGAUAGGAAGAUAGACUUGACCCAAUUAGAUGUUAGCCAAAAAUUCGC